Messenger RNA from Chara braunii, 481 nucleotides. The record is from the annotation of a GenBank genome assembly. NCBI's taxonomy places the organism in Eukaryota, Viridiplantae, Streptophyta, Charophyceae, Charales, Characeae.
AAGAGAGUUCAGAAGCCUUGCACGUCAAUCCUGGUCGUAGCUGGUAGAUGAGGCGAAAGCGUUAUUUCGUGGUGAGGGCUGCACGCUUGGAAAUUUGGAGUCCUCGCCAAAACCGUUGAAUCGAACCCAGUGUCGCAAACAUGGGUCGGGUUUCUGCGGCCUUGGCCGUUGCAAGCGUGGUCCUCCUGGCUAGCGCGCUUCUGGCAGACGUUGCUGAUGCGACGAGAUGCAAGGCUUGCAAGGAGGAUCUCUGCGCCCCGGGAACGAAGCAGUGCACUCCCCACGGUCCGUGCAUGAAGUGCUGCCAUGAUGGCUGUUGCGGCAGCGGGAAGAACGACGAUUUACUUGGAACAGGUUUCUAUUUUCAGAAUGUUGAGCUGGACCACACGUCACCACAGUUGAUCAAGCGGAUUCAAGCCUGAUCUGCUUUCAGUUUCUGCUUGCCCUCUUAAUAAUCGUAAAAUAAAUUUCUCAUUUUUCU